Messenger RNA from Phoenix dactylifera (date palm), 3092 nucleotides. Its product is annotated as U-box domain-containing protein 44-like. Lineage: Eukaryota; Viridiplantae; Streptophyta; Magnoliopsida; Arecales; Arecaceae. The record is from RefSeq and is a predicted model, not a curated record. Gene Ontology annotation, molecular function: protein binding.
UCGAGCCUUCCGUUCUGGUCCUCUCCAACCUUCCAUCUUGACGCGUUGAAGCAGUCCGAUUUGUUUGCGGUUGACACGCGGUAUCAUCGUCGUUUUCAUGAGUCCGAGCCGCUCCGCCGAGCCUUCCCCCGCCCAAAAGAAAGAGACAAGCGUGAGAGAGAGAGAGAGAGAGAGAGAGAGAGAGGCGAGAGAGAAGGGAAGAAAAGAAGACAAUAACGUCGUCAUCAUGCAACGCUCCAUGUCGCAGUCGGAAGUCUUCUCUCCCUCCUCUCCUCGCGCAAGCAUGCCUUCUUGACUCCGUCUUCUCCUCAUCUCUCCACCCCACCACUCGCUCCUCCUCUGUAUCGUUAUCUCUCUUCUCUCCCCUCCAAACCUUCCUCGUAAAAUUCCAACCCAAGAAAAGCAUGCAGCAGCCCAAUUCCGACGCCGCUGAGCUCCUUUCCAACCUUCUGGACUCAGUCGAAGAGACGGUCUGCCUCGCGACGGACCCCGAAGCCGAGACUCUCAACUUGACCUCCGCCCUCCCCGUCUUCGCCGCUUUUGUCGAACGGUUGGCACCAAUUCUCCAUGGCCUUCCACAGACCGAGGAUUCGGCGACGCCGGCGAUCCGGAAGGCCGUGGAGGCCCUCGGCACCGAGCUCCGGCGUGCCCGGGCACUGGUCCGGAGCUCCGCCGGCUCGCCGGUGGCCGUGCGGCUGAUGGAGGGCUGCGCUCGGGACCUCGGGAGAUGCCUCGGCCUUUUUCUUGAUGCCUGGGGGGAUGCUUUGGAUGAGGUUAAGAAGGAGGAGAUUGGGGGGCUGCAGAGGGAGAUGAUGGGUGUGCGAUUUGGGGGGUCGAAGGGUCGCGAAGUGGUGGAUGUCGAAGAUUUGGUGGUGCGGGUAAAGAGCGGCGAUGAGGAUGAGCUUGGGGUUGUGCUUCUGGAGCUGGGGAUUUUGAUUACCGAUGGAUUGGUGACAGAGGAAGGAGUGUGUUUGAUUCCAGUUUUGUUGAUUCGGUUGGCUUCGGCCAAGAGUGACAAUAGGUUGAAGAUAAUCCUCUUGCUGAGGAGCCUCGCCUUUCACAGUGAUGAGAAUAAGGAGAGGAUGGCAGGUAUCGAGGCUCUUUCGAGUGUUGUGAAGUCUUUGUCGAGGGAUGUCGAUGAGAGCAGGCAAGCAGUAGGACUGCUUUUGGAUCUUUCAGUUGUUGUUAAAGUUCGGCAAAGGCUUGGUAGAAUCCAGGGUUGUAUCGUGAUGCUGGUUGCAUUGCUUAAUGGAGAUGAUCCUUCUGCUUCAUGUGAUGCUAGGAAGUUGUUGUGUGCUUUGUCGAGCAACUCGCAGAAUGUGCUUCUCAUGGCUGAGGCUGGUUACUUCAUGCCAUUACUACGCUAUUUAAAAGAAGGUUCUGAUAUGCACAAGAUUCUCAUGGCAACAGCAAUUUCAAGGAUGGAACUUACAGACCAAAUGAAAGCUGUGCUUGGGGAAGAGGGCUCAAUUGAACCACUUGUGAAAAUGUUCAUUUCAGGGAAUCUUGAAGCUAAGUUGUCUGCACUGGGAGCCUUGCGUAACCUUUCUAGCUUGGCAGAAAAUAUUCCACUCUUGAUUAGUUCUGGCAUUGUAGCACCUCUGCUUCAACUUCUGUUCUCUGUUACAUCUGUCCUCAUGACUCUUCGAGAACCUGCCUCAGCUAUACUUGCAAGCCUAGCUCAAUCUGAACUAAUUCUUACAAAUAAAGAUGUGGCUCAGCAAAUGCUCUCACUUCUUAAUUUAUCCAGCCCAACAAUCCAGUCUCACCUUUUACAUGCUCUUAAUAGCAUAGCUAGCCAUUCAAAAGCUAAAAGAGCCAGAGCUAAAAUGAAAGAAAAUGGUGCAGUGCAGCUUCUCUUACCAUUUCUGACUGAGAGCAAUGUUGAAAUCAGAAACAUUGCCCUGAAACUGCUCUUCAAUCUUUCUAAAGAUUUUGCAGGAGAGUUAACCGAGCAGCUAGGAGAAACCCAGCUCAACAUCUUAGUAAACAUCAUUUCCGCAUCAGCAUCAGAUAGUGAAAAGGCUGGUGCUGUUGGCAUACUAAGUAGCCUACCUGUGAAUGACAAAAAGGCAACAGAGAUUCUAACAAGGCUGAAAUUACUCCCUGUUUUGAUCUCUUUACUCGGAGUAAGCAUCUCAGCCUCUUCAACUCCUACAAGGAGAUGGUUACUCGAGAGCAUUGCUGGUGUAAUGAUUCGGUUUACUGUUCCUUGGGAUAAGAAACUCCAAAAAGUGUCAGCAGCCCAUGGAGUAAUUCCUUGCCUUGUGAAGCUACUUUCAAGUGGAUCAGUGAUUGCCAAGUCUAGAGCAGCAACAUCAUUGGCUCAACUAUCACAGAAUUCACUUGCUUUAUGCAAGGUUAAAUCAUCAAGAUGGUUCUGCAUUCCUCCUUCCUCUGAAACACUCUGUGAGGUUCAUAGAGGUAAUUGCAUUGUCAAAAACACAUUCUGCCUAGUGAAGGCAGGUGCUCUAUCACCUUUGGUACAAAUUCUGGAAGGCAAAGAGCGUGAAGCUGAUGAAGCAGUUCUCAGUGCUCUGGCAACUCUUAUGCAGGACGAGCUAUGGGAAAAUGGAAGCAACACUCUAGAUAAAGCAGGAGGAAUUCAGGCUCUCAUAAGAAUUCUUGGAGUGGGUAGUUUAAAAUCUCAAGAAAAAGCAAUUUGGAUGCUAGAGAGGAUAUUUAGGCUUCCAACUUACAGAGAGCAAUAUGGCGAAACCGCUCAGAAUAUGCUUAUUGAUCUUGCACAAAAGGGUGAUCCAACUCUGAAACCAAUGAUUGCUAAGAUAUUGGCACACCUCCAGCUCUUGCUGAUGCAAUCGAGCUACUUCUGAGAGGGUUCAGUUUUGAUAUUCUGUGGAAUCAUCUAAAUACAAUGUAGAGAAAGCUUGAAGCUGUUUGGCGGGCAAAGGUUAUGCCAACUAAUGGUGUACCAUACUUCUUUCAUUUGUAUAUAUUUGCAGAUGAUAGCACAGAGUUGCUUGCCUAAUGCUUAUCGGUCGUGCCCAAAAGUGAUGCAGACUGAAAUCAGUCGGAAGAAAGCCCAUAUUUGGCUCCGGGCAGACUUCAAAAGAUUCCUAGUGAUCUGCUUA